AUGGAUAUGCAUAUGGAUAUGGAACCGGUAAUGGAACCGGAACAGGUGACUGUACUGGUACGGAAACUGGUGAAGGUACCGGUACGGGAACUGGUGAAGGUACCGGUAGUGGAACCGGAACAGGUGACUGUACUGGUACGGAAACUGGUGAAGGUACCGGUACGGGAACUGGUGAAGGUACCGGUAGUGGAACCGGAACAGGUGACUGUACUGGUACGGAAACUGGUGACAGGUACCGGUACGGGAACUGGUGAAGGUACCGGUACAGGUACCGGAACUGGUUUUCUUGGUUUGUAUACGUAUCCGUGUCUGCCGUAA
Molecule: messenger RNA, 318 nt
Organism: Cooperia oncophora
Lineage: Eukaryota; Metazoa; Nematoda; Chromadorea; Rhabditida; Trichostrongylidae
Source: the annotation of a GenBank genome assembly